AUGAUUAACAAAUCAAUUAUGCUUCUGAGCCUGGUGGUUCUUCAUAGCACAUUUAUAAAUGGAAAAACAACAUGUAAAUGGCAAUUUGUGGAAGAAUGGCAUACACAACCAUUAUCAUAUAUGGUGAAUUGGACACUAACAGAAAACAUCUGCAUGGACUUCUAUGGAGAUUGCUGGUUUGGGGAUGUAAAUACUAAAAUGAACACUUCAGGCAAUCAAGUUGUUCCCCAGAUUUGCCCUUUGCAAAUUCAAUUGGGAGACAUCCUUAUAAUUUCUUCUGAACCAUCUCUUGAAUCUCCAGAAAUAAAUUUGAUGAAUGUUUCUGAAGCAUCAUUCAUUGACUGUCUGCAAAACACCACAACUGAAGAUCAGUUACUUUUUGGUUGCAAACUAAAAGGAAUGCACACUGUUAAUUCUCAGUGGCUGAGUGCUGGAACACAUUAUUUUAUCACAGUAACAGCAAGUGGUCCAUCGUUUUGUCACCUGGGGCUACGGCUAAAUGUGACAGUGAAAGAACAGUUCUGCCAGGAAUCUCUGAGUUCAGAAUUUUGUUCUGGGCAUGGUAAAUGUCUUACUGAGGUUUGGAGCAAGACAUACAGCUGCCAUUGUCAGCCUCCAUUUUCUGGAAAAUAUUGCCAAGAACUUGAUCCAUGUUCUUAUAAACCAUGUGAAAAUAAUGGCAGUUGCAUUAAUAAAAGAGGAAAAUUGAAUAAGCAAGGUUAUGAAUGUAUCUGUCACCCACCAUUUACAGGCAUACAUUGUUCAGAAAUUAUUGGCCAAUGUCAACCACGUAUCUGUUUCCAUGGGAAUUGUGGCAAUAUUACUGCAAGUAGUUUCAUCUGUGAAUGUGAUGAACCAUUUUCAGGUCCAUACUGUGAGAAGUCAAUGAAAUGUUAUAUUUCUCAGUCUUGUUGGAAAGGAGAAAUUUGCCAAAACAAAAGCUCUGCUUACAUUUGUGAAUACCCAGAAGGAUUUUUCAAUCAAAACCAUGAAACUGAUGUCCGUGAGUGUCCCUCAGUACCAUGUCAGAAUGGUACUAACUGUGUUCAUGUUGCAAAUGACACCAUGUACAUCUGUUCACCAAUAUUUACAGGCAAGCUUUGUAAGAAACAACUUCAAACACCACAGGAGUCAUUUCCUUGCAAGGAUAAUACCACAUGUACAAAAUUUGAGAAAGAUUAUCAUUGCAGUUGUUUGCUAGGAUUUACUGGAAAAAACUGUGAGAAAGUAAUUGACCACUGUAGACGGCUCAGCAUCAACUGUCUGAAUGAAGGAUGGCAUUUCAAUAUAAGUGGAAGAUUCAGAUAUGUAUGUACUUCAGAGUGCACAAGAUACUCAUGUUGGUUUGUGAAGAAUGUUUGCUUAAUUCAUCUAUACCCCUGCUACUGUGGAAGUAUCAGCCAUGAUAUUUGCCAAGACAAAGUCCUUCAUCCUCCUCAGUCUAAAUAUGUGUGGCAAGUGAGAUUUAAAGGAUCUGAAGAUGAAAAAUGUGAAGUGGCUGUUGAUGUCUACUUCUUUCUCUCUGCGAACUGGACUGAAGAUGCUGUCUAUGUGAACACAUCUGAAGAUCUCUAUUAUGUAUUUUGGUUUCUAUGUCAAGGAAGAAUGGAGAUGCAUGCAAAUGAAUGCAAUUGUUUGACUGAAGAAGGCAAUAAGGGAUAUUGGUGUCUAUGUAUUCCAAGAUGGCCUGGAAAAACGUCUCUGGAAAAUACAACUGAUUAUCAAGAAAGUGGGUGUCAACAUGAAGCUAUUUAUAAAGAUGAAAUUAAUAGAUCCAGAUGCAGCUGUUCUCUUGGUUACAUGGACCCAUUAUGUAUCCUCAAUGCUGAGGAUUGCUUAGGAAACCAGAGUACAUCAGUGCAUGGCCUCUGCUUGGUCCAUUUGCACAAGUGCAACGGUGGUCUGCAAAGACAUGGAAGAAAUGUCUGUGAAAUAGAAACCAAAGAUUGUAAAUCUGUGCCCUGCAAAAAUGGAGCAGCCAGUAUACAUUUAAGUGGCUAUUUCUUCUGCAAUUGUGUCCCAGGAUCUACAGGCAAUCAAUGUGAAAUAGAUGCAGAUAUGAGUGCUUCAUAUCUGUGCAAGAAGGGAAUCACCUGCAUUGACCAACCUGAUAAUUACUUUGGCCAGUGUGUGGCUCCAUUUAAAGUGGUUAAUGGCUUCUCCUGCUUAUGCAAACCGGGUUUUGCUGGCCUGAGAUGUGAACAGGACACUGAUGACUGCAUCUUGAAUGCCUGUGAGCACAAUUCUACCUUCAAAGAUCUGCAUCUCAGUUACCAGUGUGUGUGCUUAGCUGGUUGGGAAGGAAGUUUUUGUGAACAAGAAUCCAAUGACUGCAAAAUGAAUCCUUGUAAGAAUAAUUCCACCUGUACUGACCUUUACAAUAGCUAUCGCUGUGAGUGUACACCUGGAUGGACUGGACAAAACUGUAGUGAAGAAAUAAAUGAAUGUGACUCUGACCCAUGCAUGAAUGGAGCUCUUUGUCAUGAGUCUUCCAUUCCUGGGCACUUUGUAUGCCUGUGCCCACCCUUUUAUACUGGAAAAUUUUGCCAUCAACACUAUAACCCCUGUGAUCCACUCAGUGACCCUUGCAGAAACAACUCAACGUGCUUGACUUUGGUUGAUGGAAAUCAUUAUUGUGUGUGUAGAGAAGGAUUUGAGGGUGAACAUUGUGAAAUUAAUGUGAAUGAGUGCUUCUCUCUUCCCUGCCAGAAUUAUGGUGACUGCGAAGAUGGAGUCAACAAUUUCAGAUGUAUUUGCAGACCUGGGUUUUCUGGACCUCUAUGUGAUCUUGAUACAAAUGAGUGUUCUUCUAGACCUUGCAAAAAUAAUGGAACCUGCGUGGAUCUGUCAAACAGAAUUAUGUGCAUUUGUGAGCCAGGUUACCAUGGAUCUCUCUGUGAAUUGGAUAUGAAUGAAUGUGAAAUCUCACCUUGUCUAGAUGGAGAAGAUUGUGUCAGCAGAACUGGUGGAUACAACUGCCUCUGUGCUCCUGGUUAUACAGGCAUCAAUUGUAAUGAAGUAAAUAUAGAUGAAGGUCUAUCAAAGCCCUGUCUCCAUUAUGGAGCUGGCAUUGAUGGCAUCUAUCAUUGUACCUGUGACUGCAAGAGUAGCUUUUCUGGAACACACUGUGAAGCAAAUGCAAAUGAUUGCCUCUCAAAUCCUUGUCUACAUGGAAGAUGCAUAGAUCUCAUUAUUGAAUAUCAAUGUUCAUGUGUUACAGAAUGGACUAGCUCAAGAUGUGAGAUCAAGAUUAAUAACUGUACAUCAACCCCUUCUAUAAAUGAAGACUUCUGUCAGAAAUCAGUCGAUGACUUUACUUGCAUUUGCCCGAGUGGAUACAUUCAUGCAUAUUGUGAAAUACAUAUUGAUGGUUGUGCUGAGCCUGAACUGAAUUUGGUCCUCUGUCUUAAUGGAAGUAUUUGUGUUGAUGGACCUGGACACAUGUUUUACUGCAGAUGUCUUCCUGGAUUUUCUGGAAAAUUUUGUAAAAUUAAUAUAAAUGAAUGUUCUUCAUCACCGUGUCUAAAUGGUGCAAACUGUGGAGAUCACAUCAAUGGAUAUAUUUGCAAACGUCAACAAGGGUGGUCAGGACAUCACUGUGAUAAUGGACUUGAGGAGUGCAUUUCCAAAUUGUGUGUGCAUGGAAUACGCAUAGAAAAUGAACCUGACUUUGGCUCAGAAUGUUUAUGCAUAUCUGGAUUUGUGGCCUGCUCCACUGGGCUUUUUUGUGGUGCUGAAAUAAGCAGAAUUACCUGUUUACCUCUUGUCUCUCAAAGAAUGGAUGUCAUUUCUACACAAACAUAUACAGUAUCUGCUUAUGACACUUCAAUCAGUAGCUUUCCAUCAGCAAGGGCUACAAGACUGUGGACCAUCAUGAAUACUAACCCAGAUGAUCCAGGUCCAAAACAGACAGACAUUAUCAAGCAUGAUGUUCUCCCAACUACUAUUUUAGCAACAUUAAGCAUUGGCAUAUCUUUUGAAAGCUAUUUACUCAAAGAACUGAUUUCCACUAGAGAGCUUUCAGCAAAACGCAGUCUUCCUUCUUCCACAGAUGUUUCCUCUUCUCAAUUUCUGAAUUUUGGUGUUCAUGACUCAGCACAAAUUGUCUGGGGCAAAACGUCUGUAUCACAUAUGCCUAUCCAAACUUCAAUAUCCAAACAGCAGGAUACUUUUUCCCCCAGUAUGGAAGACAGGACCCCAUUUAUCAUUUCUUCUUUCAUGUCAGAUUUUAUUUUUCCUACAGAAUCUUUAUUUUUUGUGAACAAUGAGACUAUUGCCUUAACUACUACCACAGUGAGUUCAGUAAUUACUGGCAUUCCAGGAGCUGAUAUUAAGUUAAAGAGGCACUCAUUACUCUCCCAUGGAUUCCUGCUCACAACCACUUCUACAAGUGUACCUCCGGUUGUUUCUAUGGGGGCUCAAGAGGAUAUUGAAGAAUUUUCAGCUGUUUCCCUAAUUUCAAGAAGAGAGUACUAGAGAUUGCUGAGCUCCUCAAUGUCUCCCCUUUCUCCUGCUAAGAUAAUUAUAUCUAAACAGGUAGCCAUCUUAAACUCAUCAACUCUGCACCAAUUCACUACACAAGCCUCCAUUCCCAGUGAAUACCAGGUUAUUACUGAAGCAUCUAGCAACCAGAGACUCACAAACAUCAAAUCACAGGCUGCUGAUUCUUUAAGUGAAUUAAGCCAAACAUGUGCAACAUGUUCUAUGACUGAAAUAAAAUCCUCUCAUGAAUUCUCAGAUCAAGUUUUGCAUAGAAAACAGUCCCACUUUUAUGAGACGUUCUGGAUGAACUCAGCUAUAUCAGCCAGCUGGUAUGCACUAAUGGGAAUUCAGACUAUCACUUCUGGGCAUCCAUUGUCUUAUGCUACUGAAAUAACGCCAUCAGUGGCAUUCACAGAACUGUCAUCUUUAUUUCCUUCUAAAAAGAGUACAAAAAGAAGGAUUUUAUCCUCAUCCUUGGAAGAAUCCAUUACCCUAUCAAGUAAUUUGGAUGUUAAUUUAUGUUUAUUUAAGAGUUAUUUAUCCACUGUCCUACAAAGUGUCUCUUCAGCCUUGAUGAUUUCUGAUUUGACUUCAAAACUGACUACUGAUGAUCCUUCUGUAUCAGAGAACAUUUUAAAACUAUUGACAAUAGGACAACAUGGUAUAACCAUGGGCUCCACUGAGAUACUGAAUCAAGACAAUUUAUUGGGUAUGCGAGAGAGUAAAGGAUCUCAUAAUCAGUUCAAACUUCACACACAUGACAGUUCUCUAGAUUUUGAAUUAAAUUUACAAAAUCAUCCAAAAACUAUAUAUUCAGGUGACCUCAAAAACAACCUGCCACCUUAUAUAGACUCUGUGUCUGACUUUUCAGAGGUAACCUCUAAUAUCGCAUUUUAUGCAGUUUCAGGAACUCAGUCAUAUCCAAAACAGACCUGUUUUCCCUUGUCUGUUCUUGUGCCAGAUUGGACAUAUUAUACAGAUUAUCUGACCUUAACAUCUGAUUUAAAAGAAGAGCUUACAACUUCUUCAGAGUGGCCCAAAUGGGAACUUCAGCCUAGUGUGCGUGAUUGGGAAUCUUCUGCUGCAAGCCAGAGGCUUUCCAUCACUAGAUCGCUUACUUUGUCUUCACUGGAGUUCAUUCCAACACCUCUUCAGCUGACGAUUUCUGAUUUCAGAUGUAUUUGUUAUUAUGGAGAUUCCUAUCUAGAAUUUCGGGAUGUGUUGUUAAGUCCACAAAGUAAUGUAUCACUAGAAUUUCAUACCUUCAACUCCUAUGGACUCCUGCUGUAUAUCAAGCAAGACUCAAAUUCAGUUGAUAAGUUUUUUAUUCAAUUAUUUAUUGAAAAUGGUACUUUAAAGUACCACUUUUUCUGUGCUGGUGAAGCAAAAUUGAAAAGCAUUAACACUACCAUUAAAGUGGAUGAUGGACAAAAGUAUACACUGUUUAUCAGGCAAGAAUUUGAUCCAUGUAGAGCUGAACUGACUAUUUUAGGAAGGACUAUGAAAACAAGUGAAUCUAUCAAUCACAUAUCUGGAAAACCCUUGCCAGAAUCAGGAUCUGUCUUUAUUGGUGGUUUUCCAUAUCUUCGUGGAACAAACCAGAUUUCUGGGCCAUUGGAGAAUUUUACUGGCUGCAUAGAAGUUAUGGAAAUCAAUAACUGGGAAUCUUUCAUCCCAUCCAAGGCAGUGAAAAAAAUUCACAUUGAAAAUUGCAGAUCCCAGGAUUCCACUCUGUCUACAGUGUCUUCUGUUGCUCCUUCUAGUGCAACAGAAGGGGUUGACUCCACGUGGACCUCCCUCGGCACCCCUCCUGUAGCGCCACCCGUGUGCCAGGAGAACCUGUGUUACAAUGGAGGCACUUGUCAUCCUGUCUCCCUCUCCAGCGGUACCUUCUCAUUCCACUGUGACUGUCCGCUACAUUUUACUGGCCGUUUCUGUGAACAAGGUGCAGGUUUACUUUUUCCAUCUUUCAGUGGGAAUUCCUAUCUAGAAUUACCUUUUUUUAUAACCCUGGAUGAGUUCACAUGUGUUCCAGGGAAAGAACAUAACAGAACUGUUACCAUCUACUUGACUAUAAAAACAAACACUUUGAAUGGAACUAUUCUCUACAGUAGUGAGAAAAAUACCGGACAACAGUUUCUUCAUUUAUUUCUCAUGGAUGGAAGGCCCACAGUUAAAUAUGGAUGUGGAAGUUCUCACAAUAUCUUGACUCUUUCUGCUAAUUAUAGCAUUAACACAAAUGCAUUCAUCCCUAUCACAAUACGCUACACAAUCCCUGUGGGCAGCUCUCAGAGUGUGUGUAUGAUUGAAGUGACUGCAGAUGGAAAACCUCCAAUACUGAAGAAAGACACAGAGAUAUCCCAUGUGUCUCAGGUGCAUUUUGAAUCAAUGUACCUUGGCCAUAUCCCAGAAGAUGUUAAGAUCCAUAAGAAUGCAGGUCACAUUUAUGGGUUCAAUGGCUGCAUUCAAGAGCUUCAAGUAAACAACAAAGAAUUCUUCAUCAUUGAUGAAGCACUACGUGGAAAGAACAUCGAGAACUGCCAUGUCCCAUGGUGUGCUCGUCAUCUAUGCCACAACAAUGGCACCUGCAUCAGUGACAGUGAAAACUGGUUUUGUGAGUGUCCAAGGCUGUACUCAGGCAGGAUGUGCCAGUUUGCAACCUGUGAAAACAGUCCAUGUGGAAACGGUGCCACCUGUGUUCCUAAAUCCAGGAUAGAUUCCCUCUGCCUAUGCCCUUAUGGGAGGUCUGGGCUCCUCUGCACGGAAGCUGUUAAUAUUACUCAGCCCAGGUUCAGUGGCACAGAUGCCUUUGGAUACACUUCAUUCCUGGCUUAUUCACGGAUCCCAGACAUCGGCUUCGAUUAUGAAUUCCACUUGAAGUUUCAGCUGGCAAAUAAUCACUCAGCACUGCGAAAUAACUUAAUAUUUUUCACUGGACAGAAGGGCCAUGGGUUGGACAGCGAUGACUUCCUGGCCGUGGGUCUGCGUGAGGGCAGUGUGGUUUACACCUACAACCUGGGAGCGGGCACAGCGAGUAUCAGCAGUGAUCCCCUCGAUCUGAGCCUUGGCAUCCACACAGUCCGUCUGGGGAGGUUCUUCCAGAUGGGCUGGCUGAAGGUAGAUGAUCAUAAAAAUAAGUCCAUCGUCUCCCCAGGAAGACUGGUUGGUCUCAAUGUCGUCAGUCAGUUUUAUGUAGGUGGCUACAGUGAAUACAUACCAGAUCUCUUACCCCAUGGAGCCGAUUUUAAAAAUGGCUUUCAAGGUUGCAUUUUCACUAUUCAAGUUCGCACUGAGAAGAAUGGCCACUUCAGAAGCCUGGGAAAUCCUGAGGGCCACCCAGAUGCUGGGCGCAGCAUUAGCCAGUGUGACGUUUCUCCUUGCAGUUUAAUGAAAUGCAGCAAUGGUGGGACAUGUGUGGAGAGUGCAUCCACUGUCCACUGUGACUGCCUCCCUGGGUGGAAAGGAGAUCUCUGCACAGAGACAGUUUCCACCUGUGACCCUGAACAUGACCCUCCACACCACUGUAGCAAAGGAGCAACUUGUGUUUCAUUGCCUCAUGGGUAUACCUGUUCCUGUCCUCUGGGAACCACUGGAAUCCACUGUGAACAAGCUUUAUCUAUAAGUGAUCCAUCUUUCAGAAGCCAUGAAUUAUCCUGGAUGUCUUUUGCUUCCUUCCGUAUUCAGAAAAAGACACAUAUUCAGUUGCAGUUUCAGCCUCUUUCUGCAGAUGGCAUCUUAUUUUAUGUUGCGCAGCACUUAAAAGCACAAUCAGGUGAUUUUUUAUGUAUCUCCUUAGUAAAUGGUUCUGUUCAACUUCGCUACAACCUUGGUGACAGAACUAUCAUUCUAGAAACUCUCCAAAAAGUGACUACUAAUGGAAGUAUUUGGCAUGUGAUUAAAGCAGGAAGAGUUGGUGCGGAAGGCUACCUGGAUCUGGAUGGGAUAAAUGUAACAGAAAAAGCCAAUGCAAAAAUGAGCUCCCUGGACACAAAUACUGACUUCUAUGUUGGAGGAAUGCCAUCUUUAAAUCUUGUAAAUCCUAUGUCAAUAGCAAAUGAACCUGCAGGUUUUCAGGGCUGUGUCCGAGAAGUUAUUAUAAAUAAUCAAGAGUUAAAAUUAACUGAAUUAGGAGCAAAAAGUGGAGCAAAUGUAGGUGACUGUGAUGGGACCCCCUGUGGGUACAAGGUGUGCAGAAAUAGGGGUGAAUGUAUAGUAAAUGGCACAACUUUUUCUUGCAAAUGUUUGCCACAUUGGACUGGAAAUACAUGUAACCAGUCUGUGCACUGUUCAAAUAAUCUUUGUCUCCACCAAUCUCUAUGUAUACCCGACCAAUCAUUUUCUUACAAUUGUUUCUGUGCUUUGGGUUGGGUGGGAAAGUAUUGUGAAAACAAAACUUCAUUUUCAACUGCAAAAUUUAUGGGUAAUUCUUAUAUUAAAUACAUUGAUCCAGAUUACAGAAUGAGAAACCUUCAGUUCACUACUAUAUCCUUAAAUUUCAGUACUACUGAAACAGAAGGCUUAAUUGUAUGGAUAGGAAAAGCUCAAAAGGAAGAAAAUGAUUUUCUAGCAAUUGGUCUCCAUAAUCAGUCCUUGAAAAUAGCAGUUAACUUAGGAAAAAGCGUAUCUGUGCCUAUGAUCUAUAGCAAUGGCACAUUCUUUUGUAAUAAAUGGCACCAUGUAAGUGUAAUUCAAAAUCAGACUGUUAUUAAGGCCUACCUAGAUAACAACCUAAUUCUCUCAGAGGAUAUUGAUCCACACAAAAAAUUUGUUGAUUUAAACUAUGAUGGCAUUAGUUAUCUAGGGGGAUUUGAAUAUGGCCGAAAGGUAAAUACUGUUACUCAAGAGAUUUUUAAAAGAGAUUUUGUUGGCAAAAUUAAAGAUGUAUUUUUUCAGGACUCAAAAAAAAUUGAGUUAAUUAAAUCAGAAGGGUAUAAUGUUUUUAAUGGAGAUGAACAAAAUUAA
Puma concolor (puma) is the source of this 9444-nucleotide messenger RNA. Its product is annotated as EGF-like photoreceptor maintenance factor. The record is from RefSeq and is a predicted model, not a curated record. Lineage: Eukaryota; Metazoa; Chordata; Mammalia; Carnivora; Felidae. Gene Ontology annotation, molecular function: calcium ion binding.